CCGGAGUUCUCUGCUCUAGGGCCGAACUGUAGGACCGGGCCUCUGAGGCUGGAGGCAGGAGAAGAGGCCACCCACACUGCAGUUCCCCCCAAGUCCUCCGGGAGCUCUGCACUCCCGCCCUCCGGCUCUCCAACGUCCUCAGAUGAUCCCGGGCCCCUCAAGGCUGCGCGCCUGGUGGGGGUGGAGGAGCCGCGGUUACUCCUGGCCCCUGCCUGGGGACGCGGAGGAAAAGCAGGGAGACGUGGGAGGCGGCUCCCCGGGAUUUCGGACCGUCCUCUGAAGACUUCAACUGCCUGUACCGCCUGCAGGUUGCAUGAUGGAAUUUGAAUGUUUUCCCAAGAAACUUUAUGUUUUGGAUCUGUAUUAUUGAAUUUGUAUAAUAUUGGAAACUUCUUCAGACUCUUUUUUUCGUGUCCAUUUGAGACAUUUAACCCAAAAGAGGCUGUACCAUGGACUGCAAAGAAAGCUGCCCAAGUGUUAGCAUCCCAAGCUCUGAUGAACACAGGGAGAAAAAAAAGAGGUUCACUGUUUAUAAAGUAUUAGUUUCAGUUGGAAGGAAUGAAUGGUUUGUCUUCAGGAGAUAUGCUGAAUUUGAUAAGCUUUAUAACACACUAAAGAAACAAUUUCCAACUAUGACAAUGAAGAUUCCUGCCAAAAGAAUAUUUGGUGAUAAUUUUGAUCCAGAUUUUAUUAAACAGAGAAGAGCAGGACUGAAUGAAUUCAUUCAGAAUUUAGUUAGACAUCCAGAGCUAUGCAACCAUCCAGAUGUCAGAGCAUUUCUUCAAAUGGACAGUCCACGACAUCAGUCAGAUCCUUCUGAAGAUGAGGAUGAAAGAAGUAUUCAGAAGCUACUCUCUACCUCACAGAACAUCAAUCUGGGACCAUCUGGAAAUCCUCAUGCCAAACCAACAGAUUUUGAUUUCCUAAAAGUUAUUGGAAAAGGCAGCUUUGGCAAGGUUCUUCUUGCAAAAAGGAAACUAGAUGGAAAAUUUUAUGCUGUCAAAGUGUUGCAGAAAAAAAUUGUUUUGAAGAGAAAAGAGCAAAAACACAUCAUGGCCGAGCGUAAUGUGCUCUUAAAAAAUGUGAAACAUCCAUUUUUGGUUGGAUUACAUUAUUCGUUCCAGACAACUGAAAAGCUUUAUUUUGUUCUAGAUUUUGUUAAUGGAGGGGAGCUUUUCUUCCACUUACAAAGAGAACGAUCCUUUCCAGAACACAGAGCCAGAUUUUAUGCUGCAGAAAUUGCCAGUGCUUUGGGCUAUUUGCAUUCCAUAAAAAUAGUAUACAGGGACUUGAAGCCAGAAAACAUUCUUCUCGACUCAACGGGACAUGUCGUUUUAACAGACUUUGGAUUGUGUAAAGAAGGGAUUGCUAUAUCUGACACAACUACAACAUUUUGUGGGACACCAGAGUACCUUGCACCAGAAGUGAUCAGAAAACAACCCUAUGACAAUACUGUAGAUUGGUGGUGCCUUGGUGCUGUUCUGUAUGAAAUGCUUUAUGGGUUGCCUCCAUUUUAUUGCCGAGAUGUUGCUGAAAUGUAUGAAAACAUACUUCAUAAACCCCUAAAUUUGAGGCCAGGAGUGAGCCUCACAGCCUGGUCUAUUCUGGAAGAACUUCUUGAAAAAGACAGACAAAAUCGACUUGGUGCCAAAGAAGACUUUCUUGAAAUUCAAAAUCAUCCUUUCUUUGAAUCACUCAACUGGACUGACCUUGUACAAAAAAAGAUUCCACCACCUUUUAAUCCUAAUGUGGUUGGACCAGAUGAUAUCAGGAACUUUGAUACAGCCUUUACAGAAGAAAUGGUUCCAUAUUCUGUUUGUAUAUCUUCUGACUAUUCUAUAGUGAAUGCCAGUGUUUUGGAGGCAGAUGAUGCAUUUGUUGGUUUCUCUUAUGCACCUCCUUCUGAAGAUUUGUUUUUGUAAGAGAGACUAUGUUCAGAAAACACCAAGGAAAUACAAACCUAAGGAUCAAAGUGAAAUUUUUCUAUGAUGUGGGAAAAUAUUCCAAAAUGUGUCUUAACUAGUGCCUCAUUUUUAUAUGUAAAGUUAAAAUCUUUAAACACUUUUCUGCUGUAUAUGAGAAAAAAAUAGGAUAUUUCAGAAAGUAGAAAGUAAACUUUGUUACUCCUGCUUAGUAAGAUUAUUUUUAAAGAAAUACUUCACAAGUUAUUCUUUACAUUGACCUGUUUUUAAGCAAAAAAAAAAAAAGUUUGCUGUUGACUGUUGUUUUUCCUUAUAGGUUUACAUUAGUAUUUACCUAGGAUUAGCUGUUUUCAACAACUACAGCAGUUCAAUAUAUUGCUUUUCAAUUCAGUCUAUCAUCCCUAUAGUGAUUUUUAGUGUUAUGUCCUAACUAUGCAAUUAUCUUUUGUAUUUGUUGUUGGAAAAGAAAUAACAUGUUGCCAUAUUAAAUCACUGUUUGAAAUCUGAAAUUCUUGACAGUAUUAAAAUGAAAGUGCAUCGUUAACAAAAAUAUGUUGGUUUAUAGUUUUGAUGACCUUUCAUUCUGCAGAUCUUUAAAGAUUAAAAAAAUCCCCACAGAAAAUACCUUCUAUUUAAAACGUUGGAGUUGAAAUUGGUGUGAUUUUUUUUCCAUGCAAGAAACAGAAAAUAAACUGUUUGCAUUUCUUUAGCAUUCCAAAGAUUUAAAAAAUAGUCAAGUAUUAUGGAUUUUGUGCACGUGUUACUGAAACAUUCGUUUUUCUAUGCACUGUAUCAUACAUUUAAAAUGUGUAUGUUCUCUGUUUUCAGAUUGUUAGGUUUUUGUUGCCUGGAUCUUUAGUAUAUUAUACAUUCAGUCUGAAUUUGCUUUGCAAAUAUGUAAAUAAUUUUUUUCCAAAUCUGUUGUCUUUAUUAGGAGUCACAUUCAAGUAUUUAAGGUUUGCUACAGUUCUCAUAUAAUUAGAAAUUUCUAAAAUUGUCCUAAGUAUGCAAGUUUUCUUUGUAGAUUGCUGGAUCAAUUCCAAAAAUAUUUUUAGAGUAAAAUAAUCAUAUAUAAUUUAACAAUUGUGAAAAACAUAUUUUAAUUUGGACUUCAUUAUUUAGAAAAGUAAAGGUAUCUAAUCUUUAUCCCAUGGCAUGCUGACUUUGGAUUACUUAUAAUUCCUGCAUAAGAUGACUACAAAUCCAGAAGAGCUAGAAAAUACAGUACAUGGGAAAUAUGAUUUAUAAAAGAGCUAACUUAGCAUACCAGUUCAGAUUCUUUGAGUGAACAUUUUCCCCCAGUUUUUUCUUUGAAACAGUAAUCACAAAAAUACUUAAACAUUUGUUUAAAAAAAAAUGUUGCUCUGCAGAAUGAAAAGGAGAAAAAAAGUUUCACUCAAAGUAAUGACCUAAGUACUCUUUAAAAUUGUUUUCAAACACUGUAUCUUCCUAUAGAAGUAAAAAUUUAGUAACUACACUGUCUGUAAAUAUUUGUUAUGUCUGGCACUACUGUAAAUUCUGCUUUUACACAGAAGCUUUUUGUUUAUUAUAGAUCAAAAUGAAAACUGCAGCAUCUUGCAGAAUUUGUUUUGAUUUGGCCACUCUUUAAAAACUUAACUGCCCAAAGUGAAAGUGCAAUAUUGUGUAUUUUUAAGAGAAAUUGAUAAAAGGUAGAAUGCUAAUAUUUCUGAGAUGAUAAGUAAUGCAAUUAGUAUGUAAUAUAAAAUAAAGUUAUUGUUAACCUUGUGGGCUCUUAUUAUCUCAAACUAAAAUUAAAUAUAAAUAUUAUUUCUUUUG
Sarcophilus harrisii (Tasmanian devil) is the source of this 3719-nucleotide messenger RNA. RefSeq names its product serine/threonine-protein kinase Sgk3. Gene Ontology annotation, molecular function: phosphatidylinositol binding; ATP binding; protein serine/threonine kinase activity. Gene Ontology annotation, biological process: protein phosphorylation. The record is from RefSeq and is a predicted model, not a curated record. The coding region runs from base 450 to 1922 and encodes 490 amino acids. The transcript has 17 exons. NCBI's taxonomy places the organism in Eukaryota, Metazoa, Chordata, Mammalia, Dasyuromorphia, Dasyuridae.